CAUAUGCCAUGAUGAUAAUUUCUACAGCUCAACGGCUGAGCGACACUAUAACAGAAUGGCGGUACAUUUUCAGCGGUGUUUACGUGUCUUACUGCUGAUCGUGGCGAUAAGUGUCGUUUCAAGUGCGCGGAAACAAAAACAAACAAAGGCACAAAAACAGGCAGCAGUCAGUAGACCAGCGGGUGGUGGUGGUGGCGCACAAGCGCGGGUGCAAGAUCCGAAAUGUCUGCAGCCGAUGGAACCCGGUCCAUGUCGCAUGAAUAUCGAAAGCUAUUACUACAAUGCCCAGACGAAUACUUGUGAAAAAUUCAUCUUCGGCGGCUGUCAUGGUAAUGACAAUAAAUUUGGCCUUUUGAAAACAUGCGAAGAUGCUUGUUUGCAGCCGAAAACAGCAACGAACAAUGCGGGUGGUGGUGGUGGCGCACAAGCGCCGGUGCAAGAUCCGAAAUGUCUGCAGCCGAAGGAACCCGGUCUAUGUCGCAUGUAUAUCGAAAGCUAUUACUACAAUGCCCAGACGAAUACUUGUGAAAAAUUCAUCUUCGGCGGCUGUCAUGGUAAUGACAAUAAAUUUCGCCUUUUGAAAACAUGCGAAGAUGCUUGUUUGCUGCCGAAAACAGCAACGAACAAUGCACCAGCAGACAAAAAUUCCAAGCCAAAUAAAAAGGCAAAGAAAAGAAAAGAAAGGCAAAGGGACCGUAAGCAUUAUCAAAUUAUCAAUCAAAAGAUAAUUUUUAUAUAAUGAUUUUUAUGAUUUACUUCACAGUUAAUGAUUAAUUUUGAGUAAUUUGUAAAAAAUCAUAAAUAAUCAUCAUUUUUGAGCAAUAAAAAUAAAAAUCAUAAAAAAUAAUUAUUUUUGAGCAAAAAAAAAAUAAAAAUCAUAAAUAAUCAUUAUAUUUGAUUUUUAUAUUUUUUGCUCGAAAUAAAACUCACUUUUGGAUUACAUGUUUGUUAUUAAGUUUUUCGGUACUAUUUUUUCGUGUCCUUUUAGAAUGACAUGAAAAUAUUGGAAUGACAUCAAAAUAUCAUGGACCAAAUUUCAUAGAAAUUGGUCCAGUAGUUCAUGAGAUAUGGUUUUUGACUCAUUUAGGCUGUGGCAAAAUCAUAUCUUAAAUUUGAUCCUUCAGCUAUGAAACUACCAAAAAACUUAAUAACAAACAUGUAACCCAAAAGCGAGUUUUAUUUUCAGCAAAAAAUAUAAAAAUCAAAAAUAAUUAUUAUUUACGAUUUUUAUUUUUUUGUUCAAAAAUGAUGAUUAUUUAUGAUUUUUUUUACAAAUUACUCAAAAUUAAUCAUUAACUGUGAAGAAAAUCAUAAAAAUCUAUAUUUAAAUUAUCAUAGUGGAAAUGGAUAGAUCGUCCAAAAAGGAUUACAAUGACGUUAUCCUUUUGUUUGUGUGGCGAUUCUAAGUGAUUGAUUUUUUACUUAAAAAUCGGAACGAUAAUCAUUAUUUACGGUCCCUGAAGAAAGCACCCAAAAAUUUGUGGAGAAUUGUAAAAAUUAUUGUUUAAAUUAAAUUAGUGAAGCUAUUUAUAAUAUAAAUAAAUGUAAAGAAAUAUCGGAAAA
Molecule: messenger RNA, 1563 nt
Organism: Zeugodacus cucurbitae (melon fly)
Lineage: Eukaryota; Metazoa; Arthropoda; Insecta; Diptera; Tephritidae
Product: thrombin inhibitor hemalin-like
Exons: 3
Coding region: 56-739 (227 amino acids)
Molecular function (GO): serine-type endopeptidase inhibitor activity
Source: RefSeq, a predicted model, not a curated record